Messenger RNA from Pogonomyrmex barbatus (red harvester ant), 2273 nucleotides. RefSeq names its product phosphatidylinositol 4-kinase II alpha. The record is from RefSeq and is a predicted model, not a curated record. NCBI's taxonomy places the organism in Eukaryota, Metazoa, Arthropoda, Insecta, Hymenoptera, Formicidae. Gene Ontology annotation, molecular function: 1-phosphatidylinositol 4-kinase activity. Gene Ontology annotation, biological process: endosome organization; phosphatidylinositol phosphate biosynthetic process; Golgi organization. Gene Ontology annotation, cellular component: plasma membrane; endosome; trans-Golgi network.
CGUCGCAAAUAUGGCGGUAAUCCUAUCAGCUGAUAGCAUCCGCCGCUAGGAUGACGGUCCGCAUUUUGGUUAAUCGGGUUAGAUCGCAAUAGUUAUCUCCCCUUCUCCCCACGUCGCCGAGACGCGGUCGGCUGCGCGUGUUGGCCUGCCUACGUUUCACGUUAUACGUUACGCGUGUGACAAUACGUGUGAUCCGGAUGACGCAUCGACGACGAUGCUAAUGCAUUCCCCGUACGCUGGCACGUAUACGUAUAGCCGGGAGCAACCGAGAACGUGCACGCGUCGCUGACAAGGAAGGAAGCCAGUACUCGGGAAUGUCGCAAGGUAGAUAAGGAUAAGUCGUCCGUCGGCUCGACUAGAGAUAUCCGACCUGACCCGAGUUAGCAGUAGGAUAACCGGAGAGAGAGAGAGAGCGAGCGAGGUCCGUUUUGAGAUCCUCGCGGGGCGGGAUCGUCGUCGCGCGAGCGAGCAAUCUGUGAUGAGCGACUCCGAACAACGGCAACUGCACGUGCCUUACCGAGAGUAUCAUAGUCAGAACAAUACCAGCCCCGCCACCGUCGCCGCCACCACUGCUGCCGCUGCCGCUCUGGUGGAGACCGAUGCGCUGGUGGAUCUGUCCAUCGCGCCUGUCAGCAGCAGCAGCAGCAGCAGCCACCACCACCACCAGCGUCUGUCGUCGCAGAACGAUCAGCCGCCGUCGCCAGCUGAUCUGCUGCCGGACGUCGAGUUCAUUCCCGGUUUGAGCAACGACCAAACUCUAGCCAUAGAUUCCUCCGGGAUCGACCGGGAGAGCCAGCCUCUCCUCGGUCGCUUGGAGCUCGACGUUACGUUCAACAGAUUUCCAGAUGAUCCGCAGUUCUCGGAAUUGGUAUGGCAGGCUGAGUGCGCGAUAGACAAUGGGGUUUACCCAGAGAGGAUAUAUCAGGGUUCCAGUGGAAGUUACUUUGUUAAAAAUCCAGCGGGGAAAAUUAUAGGUGUGUUCAAGCCAAAAGACGAGGAGCCAUAUGGCAGGUUGAAUCCAAAAUGGACAAAAUGGAUGCACAAGCUCUGCUGCCCGUGUUGCUUCGGCAGGAGUUGCUUGAUCCCGAAUCAAGGAUAUCUAAGCGAGGCGGGCGCUAGUUUGGUCGAUCGCAAAUUGGGCCUCGGUAUCGUGCCGAAUACUAGAGUGGUUAAACUCGUCAGCGAAGUAUUCAAUUAUCCUCGCCUGGAUCGUCAGAAGGCGCGCAUGAAGCAGGCCAUCAUGGACCAGUUCCCUACAGUAGGAUCGCAUUUCAAUCGCAUCGGCCUACCACCGAAAGUCGGUUCUUUCCAAGUCUUUGUGGAUGGUUACAAGGACGCCGACUAUUGGUUGAGGCGAUGGGAGAACGAGUCCAUGCCAGCGCGGCUAAGUCGGGAAUUCCAACUUCAAUUCGAGCGUUUAGUCAUUCUGGAUUAUAUCAUCAGAAACACAGACAGGGGUAACGAUAAUUGGUUGAUCAAAUACGAUACUAGCGUUAGUAAGAACGGAUCUGAGCAGGGUGAGGUGAAAAUCGCGGCGAUUGACAAUGGCCUGGCUUUCCCCUUUAAACAUCCAGAUUCUUGGAGGGCAUACCCUUAUCACUGGGCAUGGCUAACUCAGGCGAAACAACCAUUUAGCGAAAUUACGAGAGAGUUAGUUUUACCACAACUGUCAGAUCAGAAUUUUGUACAGGAUCUCUGUGACGACCUGUAUCAGUUGUUCAAACAAGAUAAAGGCUUUGAUCGGCAUCACUUUGAUAGGCAAAUGAGCGUAAUGCGCGGUCAGAUUUUGAAUCUACAACAGGCUCUGAAGGACGCCAAAAGUCCCGUUCAACUGGUACAAAUGCCGGCUGUAAUCGUAGAAAAGGCCAAAGGAAACGGCGCUCCCAGGUUAUUUUCAUUCUCUGACACGUUUACUCAGCGCUUCCAGAACAAGAGUCCGUUCUUCUCCUGGUGUUGAAAACAAGAAUUCACGAUUUGAAUCGAGUGCUCGUGAAUAAGUGUCAGUGGUAUCAGUGAUAUCAGUGUCAGUCAUAUUGUUCUGUCCACCGUGGAAAAUAUUAUUACUUAUUUUUCUAAGUUUAUCCUAUACCUCUACCUCUCUUUUUUAAGUUUUAUUUCGGUGGCUGCAGAUCAAUCAAGGAGGACGCAAGAUUCUUUUUAGACUGUCGUGUAUUUAUAAUUUUUCUUUUUCUUCUCUCUCUUUCUCAGUUAAAUUGGGAUAUAAGAUAUUCGUACGACUAUAUUGUAUACAGUAAAUAUAUAUAUAUAACGUU